This is a messenger RNA of Medioppia subpectinata, 4188 nucleotides long. Lineage: Eukaryota; Metazoa; Arthropoda; Arachnida; Sarcoptiformes; Oppiidae. The record is from the annotation of a GenBank genome assembly.
AUGACAGACAAAAGAGAUCAUAAAAUGGCCGCAAAUGAAGAUUUGGGAUCAGUUGUGAGACGACAGAAAUCGGUGUCAUUAGACAAAUGGCCCGUAUUUUGUUUGAUGAGCGAAAAGUUUGUGCAAAACAUCCAUUCAUUCAUUAUAUACGGAGACACUGGAAGUGAUGUGAUUGUUGUGACCAAAGAGGAUGUGGUCUUUCAUAUGAAUGUCAAUAACAUCACCAAAACGUUAGAAUUGAAGCAAUUGAGUGGUAAGGGUAUCAUUAAAAUCACUGCGGGUUCGAAGCACUUGUGUGCCCUCACAUCGGCCGGUGAUGUCUACGCUUGGGGUGAAAAUAAUUACUGUCAGUUGGGAACUGGAAAUACUAAUCCAUCGAUACAUCCCUUGAAAGUGUCCCUCGAUUGUAAUAAUGAAAAGAUUGUUGACAUUGAAUGCGGUUCACUCCACACACUGGCGCUGACCGAUGCCGGACAUGUCUACACCUGGGGUUAUAAUUGUGAUGGCAAUGGCUAUGAUUAUGGUUAUGGUAAUCAAUCGACACCUAUUCAAGUGAUGGGAGGUCUCGAUGGAUGUCACGUGACAUCCAUUGUUUGCGGUGGAUAUCAUUCACUGGCCGUUACGGACACCGGGAGUGGUAAUGUCUAUUUGUGUGGACUUAAUGGUAAUGGUCAAUUGGGAACGGGUGAUAAGGUCACUAUGAGUUCCCCAUUCAAAUUAAACGCCAUCAACCAAUAUGGGCCUAUUGUAGACAUUGUCGCUCAUAUAAGCAACACUAUCUCAGCGGCGGUUACUGUCAAUGGAGAGCACUUUGUUUGGGGCGACUGUCGGCAACCAUUUGGCGAUUUGCUUACACCUCAAAUUGUAAACAUUGGAUCAAUUGAUGAUAUCAUUGGAUUGUAUGGCAAAAUACACGCGUGUUAUCACUCGACGACAAUUGGUGGCGAAGAAGUGGAUCCAGUGGUUAACAGUCUGUCCAAAGCCUUUGACGAUCCGAUUACAAGUAGUUUUAAGUUUGUGAUCGACGGCCACCCCAUACAUGUUCACAGAGAGUAUUUGAUUAUACGGUGCGAACGUCUCAACACUCUGUUAGACACCAAAUCCAAAGUACUUGAACUCAAAGAUUAUACUUACGAUGCGUUCAAAGCAUUUCUGCGAUAUCUCUAUACUAACGAAGUGAUUGUGGCGCCGGAUAUUGGGGUCGAGUUAUUAGGUUUAGCCGACACUUACGGCGAGACAGACCUGAAGCGGAAGUGUACGCGCGUUAUAUAUAAAGGCAUUGCCAUUGAAAACGUGGUGACCAUAUAUUUGGCGGCAGUCAAGCACUCGGUGCCCGAACUCCAGGACUUGUGCUUUAAUUACGUUAUGAUUCACUUUAAGGAAGUGUUUAAAACAAAUGCUUUCAAACGCAUGGAUAUUGACAUUCACAUGGGAUCAGUUGAGAGACGACAUAAAAUCAGUUCAUUAGACAAAUGGAAAGUAUUUAGUCUAAUGAACGAAGAGUUUGUUUAUAACAUCCGUUCAUUUGUUAUAUACGGAGAUAAAGGCAAUGAAGUGAUUGUUGUGACCAAAGAUGAUGUGGUCUUUCAUAUGAAUGUCAGCGAAAUCACAAAAAUGACAGAAAUCAGAGAAUUAAAGGCAAAAAGUGUGAUGAAAAUAGCCGUCGGUAAGAGUCACAGAUGUGCCCUCACAUCGGCGGGUGAUGGCUACGCCUGGGGUGACAAUAACUACUGUCAGUUGGGCUCCGGGACUACCAGUGCAUCGGAAACGCCAAUAAAAGUCAAUUUUCUCACUAGAAAAGAGGGUCCGAUUGUGGACAUGGAUUGCGGCGAUUGCCUCACUAUAGCCCUAACCAGUGGCGGACAGGUAUACGUUUGGGGCUAUAAUAAGUACGGCGAGUGCGGCACCGGAAACACCACAUCUGUCACAACACCUUAUAAAGUGAUGGCAGGUCUGAGCGGUUGUCGCGUGUCAUCCAUUGCCUGCGGUUUCUAUCAUUGUGUGGCCGUUACGGACGCCGGCCAUGUGGGCUAUAAUAAUAAAGGUCAGUUGGGUUUGGGUCACACCACCAGGCAAUCAUUGCCCGUUCAGAUCACAUACUUUAAUGGCAUAAAAGUGAGCAAGGUGGUCACCGGCUAUUAUCACACAAUGAUACUGUCAUACGAGGGCAGUGUCUAUACGUUUGGCAUUAAUUAUGGUCAAUUGGGAACCGGCGAUACCACUAAUCAGUACACACCAUACAAACUGGACAGCGCCCAACACCAUGGUCCUUUUGUCGACAUCGCUACCCAUAAGGUUUGCUAUAUCUCAGCGGCGGUUACCAUCACUGACAAGAUAUUAGUUUGGGGCGACUGUCCAAUCGGUGGCCACGAAGUGGUGGAUCCGUUGGUCAACAGUCUGUCCAAAGCCUUUGACGAUUCGAUAACCUGUAGUUUGCAGUUUGUGGUCGACGGCCACCCCAUACAUGUCCACAAAGAGUAUUUAAUAAUACGGUGCGAACGGCUUAGACCUUUGUUGGACACCAAUAAAACAGUACUUGUAAUCACAGACUAUACAUAUUCGGCAUUCAAAGCAUUUCUGCGAUAUCUGUAUACCAACGAUGUGUUUGUGGCGCCGGAUAUUGCGGUCGAGUUAUUAGGUUUGGCCGACACUUAUGAGGAGACAGACCUGAAGACAAAGUGUACUCGACUUAUAUGUAAAGCCAUUACCAUUGAAAACGUAGCCGUAAUAUAUGGGGCGGCAGUUAAACACGGGGUGCCGGCCCUCCAGGAUAUAUGUUUCAAAUACUCUGUGACCCGAUUCACAGAAGUGUCCAAAACAAGUGCUUUCAAUGCUCUGGAUAUUGAAAUUUAUAAGGAUUUCAUUCACUUGGGAUCAGUUGAGAGGCGACACAAAAUCAGUUCAUUAGACAAAUGGAAAGUAUUUAGUCUAAUGAACGAAGAGUUUGUUCAUAACAUCCGUUCAUUCGUUAUAUACGUAGAUAAAGGACAUGAAGUGAUUGUUGUGACCAAAGAUGAUGUGGUCUUUCAUAUGAAUGUCAAUAAUAUCACACAAAUGACUGAAUUGUCUGAAUUACGGUCAAAGGGUGUCAUCAAAAUAGCCGUCGGUAAGAGUCACAGAUGUGCCCUCACAUCGGCCGGCGAUGUGUACGCCUGGGGAGACAAUAUUUGGAGUCAGUUGGGCACCGGGACUACCAGUCCAUCGAAGACACCACUGAAAAUCACAUUCAAUUCAUUAAGAAAAACUGAAAACACGAUUAUAGACAUCGAUUGCGGUGAUUCUCUCACUUUGGCGCUGACCCGUACCGGAAAGCUCUACGCCUGGGGGGACAUAAUUUGUACGUUGGGUUUGGAUAAGACCGAUAACAUAAACCUGCCUGUUCAGAUACCAUAUUUUAGUGAUAUAAAAGUGAGCAAGGUGGUGGCCGGCUAUUACCACACUAUAAUCUUAUCAAAUGAUGGCAGUGUUUACACUUUUGGAUAUAACCGUGGUCAAUUGGGCACUGGUAACACAACAAAACAAUUGUCGCCAUUCAAGCUGGAUAGUGCCAAUCACCAUGGUCCGUUUGCAGACAUCGUUACACAUAAGGAUAACUAUAUUUCAGCGGCGAUUACCAUAACUGGCAAAAUAUUAGUUUGGGGCGAAUGUCGGUAUCCAUUGGAUGUAAAGAAUCCGAUGGCCAACAGUCUGUCCCAAGUAUUCAACGAUCCGAUAACCAGUAGUUUCCAGUUUGUGAUCGACGGCCACCCCAUACAUGUCCACAGAGAAUAUUUGGUUAUGCGAUGCCAACGACUCAGACCUUUGUUAGACACCGAUAGCUCAGUACUUGAGAUAACAAAAUAUUCUUAUCUGGCAUUCAAAGCAUUUUUACAAUAUCUGUAUACCAACGAUGUGUUUGUGGCGCCGGAUAUUGCGGUCGAGUUAUUAGGUUUGGCCGACACUUACGCCGAGACAGACCUCAAGCGAAAGUGUACUCAACUUAUAUGCAAACGCAUUACCGUUGAAAACGUUGCCCUAAUAUACGGGGCGGCAGUUAAACACGGGGUGCCGGCCCUCCAGGAUAUAUGUUUCAAAUACUCUGUGACCCGAUUCACAGAAGUGUCCAAAACAAGUGCUUUCAAUGCUCUGGAUAUUGAUACUUACAAGGAUUUCAUACGUAAGGCAUCACUAAAGGGAGCCUUACAUUAA